AUGAAGGAUCGACAGGGCCUCUGCUUCGAACCCAAUCCCUCCACCAGACGGUGGCUUUGUGGAGAGACCAUGACAGAGCUCCAUGACCUCAGAGGUGAUGUUGUUAUGGCCGAAAUAAUGUUUCCAGCCAUCGCAGGUUAUGCACCCACUUUUCGUCUUGGGCUUGAGCUUUUGUCGAGGAGGAAUCAUUGCGAUCAUGAUUACCAUGCACUGUUGCAAGUGUCUAAUAAUUUCAAUUUUGUUCAACUUCGUGGUGAAUGGAUUGGGAUCAAAAAUGUGAGAUCUUUCACGUCGUGCGAUUGGACCUGGUCUAACCAGAUAUAG
Messenger RNA from Talaromyces atroroseus, 324 nucleotides. RefSeq lists its product as hypothetical. The record is from RefSeq and is a predicted model, not a curated record. The transcript is spliced from 3 exons. Lineage: Eukaryota; Fungi; Ascomycota; Eurotiomycetes; Eurotiales; Trichocomaceae. Bases 1 to 324 code for a protein of 107 amino acids.